CUCUUCGAGGCUUAAGCGAGCAGCGUCGCCGUUUUGGGACAAGGGUCGCAAAGCGGCGACAUACGAAUCCCCGGGCGUGACGGGGGCUUCCGGGUGCGCCCAGGCCGAGUCCAGCUCCUCCGGCGCAAGUAACUUCCAAAGGAGGCGAGUCGCCGCUGCCGCCGUGCAGCUGAGACCGUCCUGAGCUACGCUGGGCCUUUGAGGACCGACUGCCGCCCCCGGCUCACCUUUCAGCGGGGCAGAGGCGACACGGAGCCCUUCCCGCCGCGAGGUCCAGCCUCCUGCAAACCGGCGAGAGGGGCGGGCCUGCGUGCAGCCGCGGCCCCUGGGUGGAGAGCGAGGGCCGGCCUUGAUACCUUCUUGAACAGAGAGAUGUUGAAAUCAAUGUCCGAGACAAAUGGGACAGUACCCCUUUGUGAGUGCUUUGGCCUUGAGACACCCAUACUGUUUGAUAUCCCUUACACAGGGAUUUAAGAAAAACUAAGAUACUAUGCUUGUCUCUGUGGACAUGAAGAACUUGUGCAAUACCUUCUAGCCAGUGGUGCAAAAUGUGAAGCAAACACCUUUGAUGGUGAACGUUGCUUAUAUGGAGCUCUAAAUGAUACUAUUCGGCGGGUAUUGAAAGAAUAUAAGCAGAUCACUGCAAAGUGCAUGAAGAGGGACUACUAUGAUGCCUUUCUUCAGCGGCUUCUAGAACAGGGUUACCAUAGUGACAUUGUUUUUAUUGUUCAUGGGAAGUCUUUCUGUGCCCAUCGCUGUGUACUUGGUGCUCGAAGUGCAUAUUUUGCAGAAAUGUUUGAGACUAAGUGGAAGGGGAAGAAUGUCAUAGCACUGAAACAUCCAUUGAUAAAUCCAGCAGCCUUUAGCUCUCUUCUGCAAUAUCUCUAUACAGGAUGUUUGGACAUAGAUGUAGAAUAUGUAAAUGACUGCAAGAGAUUGGCCAAACAAUGCCAGCUCCAAGAUCUCAUUGAAGACUUGGAAACCAAAUGUAAAAAGGUGUAUGAAUUUGUUUCUUCCAAGCCAGGAACCUGUGUAAAGGUGCUUACAAUUGAACCAUCAGGUAAUUCACAGUUGCAGGAAGACCUCGCUCUACUAGCAGAGUGCGCCUUGCCGGCAGAAUUCAGGGUAGGUUUUGGAGAGUUGCCUUUUGAUAGCACCGACAGCUUCAGCAGUUAUCCUGAUCUGUGUUUCCGAGUGUCAAAUUACAGUUUCUUCUGUCACAAGGCAUUUUUCUGUGGCCGAAGUGACUAUUUCAAAGCCCUCCUAGAGGACCACUUCUCAGAGAGUGAGGAGCUACAAACCCAACCCAGUAUCCCUGUGGUGACUCUCCAUGACAUUUCAGAGGAGAUCUUCAUCAGAGUUCUGUAUUACAUCUAUAGUGAUGAUACAGAGCAGUUGUCUCCUGAAAACGCCUAUGAAGUGCUUUGUGUCGCUGAUAUGUAUCUGUUACCUGGGCUUAAGCGCCUGUGUGGGAGAACUUUGGCACAGGUUCUCGAUGAAGACAGUGUUGUCAGCAUCUGGAAGAUUGCAAAACUAUUCCAGCUGACCCGAUUGGAAGAUCAGUGCACAGAGUAUAUGGCAAGGAUAAUUGAGAAGUUAGUGGAGUUUGAGGAAUUUGCAGCAGCAGUGAAAGAGAAUGCUGACGCAGUGGAAGAGCGGCAGGAGACGGACUCUAUUCCUCUUGUGGACGACAUCCGUUUUCAUAUAACCAGCAACGUUCAAACGUACAGUGCCAUUGAAGAGGCUAACCAGAAAUUAGAUGCUCUGGAUAAUCUUUUGGCUAGCAUUGGACUUGAAUGUUAAUCUGGGAGAUUUUCUUGUGUAAUUAAAUGAAGUAUCAGUUCAGAGUUCAUUUCUGCAAAGUUCACAUCUUUUUCUUUCUAUUUGAUUUUCCCAUUUCUUUAUGUUUUAUUUAUGCUUUCCUUAUUUUUUACAUUGAUGACUACUGCAUCUGAAUUAAUAUUUUAAUUCUUCCAGGAAACAGGUCCCCAUAAGAAUCUGUAGUUUGAAAACAUGGUUAGGUAUAUGUUAUGUUGUUGAUGAAAGAUUUGCAUGUAGUGAAUGUACUAUUUGGCAUACAACCAAUUACUGCAGUCCAAAAAAGCUCAAUGAAAAUGGGUCCAUCCUUCAGAAUAUUGCCAUUCCUGUUGGGUAAAGAAGGAAAUAAAAGCUUUUACUGAAUUAUAAGAAUAUGAAGUUGGUGGACUAAAAGCUGAGAUUGCCUGCUGUUAGACUUACAGCCUAAUCUUCGAAAUGUGCACAGCUGGAACUGAGCAGACCCUCAGUUUUCUAAUCUAGCUGCCUGAUUUAUCAGCUGAUCAAGUUCAUUUACUUUUUUAAAAAAAUUGAUCCUUGAAAUAAAAUAUUUUGUCACCAUAUGGUGCAAAAGCACUUGCCCUCUCCCCUUUUCUGCUGUUUUAUAGGGACACUGAGACAUGAAGGUUUAGUAUAUCUGCAUAUCUGUAGAUAGUAAUGUUCUUUUGAUUUUACUGUGCUUGGGGAUUUACUUAUGUGAUUUCCAAAUUUCAGCAUGGAGUAUGUAUGUACAAGUGACUAUGUUGUACUUGCAUGAUACCACAAUGGACUGAUGGAGCAUUGUUUGCCUUUGCAGUGGAAGCAUAAAUUUGUUUUGUGCAGAUCCCAAUAUUGUGAGGCGAUAGAAGGUAUCACCUUGCUAACUAGUUCUACCCUUUGAUAUAUUGAAUGGCAGAUGAGAAUAUAUUCACAUGUCAUAGUAUAUACAGUGCAAUAUUUUAGGGUAUACAUCAUUUGAUUUAAGUCAUUUCACAUUAAGGUCCCCUAUGUGAAGGUCUGUAUGAAAAUUUAACAAUAUUCUAUUGUUGGACACAGUGAGGUGUAGGUCAUCCAUAUGUACACAGUUCUAAUGUCUACAAUCACCUGUCAAUAACAGAUGUUCUAGCUGGCUCUGUAAUUGAUUGGCAGGUUUCCUAAAUGAGACUGGUGCUGUUUCCCCCUACUGUAUAUAUUCAAUCUAGGGUGUAUAUACAUAGCUUGUGAGAUUAGUUUAAGUACUAAGUUCAGAACAGCAUAGCAGACCUUUCAUCUGCAUCAUCAUGCCAUAUUUUCAUGUUGAAAAGAGACAAUUCGGACUGGUUAUUAAGAUCUUAGUCUGUAUGUAAAUACUGUCUCACCACUGUCCAGUUCAUUAUGUUCUUUGUUAUUCC
Messenger RNA from Crotalus tigris (Tiger rattlesnake), 3185 nucleotides. It is a transcript of the gene ABTB1, whose product is annotated as ankyrin repeat and BTB domain containing 1. The record is from RefSeq and is a predicted model, not a curated record. The transcript has 12 exons. Lineage: Eukaryota; Metazoa; Chordata; Lepidosauria; Squamata; Viperidae. Gene Ontology annotation, molecular function: protein binding. Bases 652 to 1803 code for a protein of 383 amino acids. Gene Ontology annotation, cellular component: ubiquitin ligase complex; cytoplasm.